Molecule: messenger RNA, 1590 nt
Organism: Hevea brasiliensis (rubber tree)
Lineage: Eukaryota; Viridiplantae; Streptophyta; Magnoliopsida; Malpighiales; Euphorbiaceae
Exons: 4
Coding region: 1-1590 (529 amino acids)
Source: RefSeq, a predicted model, not a curated record
AUGAGGGUUGCGUUAUUAUGGACAAUAAGUGAUUUCCCUGCAUAUUCAAUGUUGUCCGGUUGGAGCACAGCAGGCAAGACUGCUUGUCCAUAUUGUAGGGACGAUUCAGAUGCAUUCACAUUGACAAAGGGUGGUAAACAAUCAUGGUUUGACAAUCACCGUAAAUUCUUACCAGUUAACCAUCCUUUCAGACGGAAUAAAAUUGCUUUUAGAAAGAACAAGACAGUUACAAAAAGUGCUCCCCCCAUUCUAUCUAGUGAGGAAAUUUUAGAACAAAUAGAACAUCUAGGAUUAAUGUGUGUCACGGAUAUGGGUGCAGAUGAGAAUAACGAUUUGCAAAGCAAAAACACGGGUUGGAAGAGACGGAGCAUUUUUUGGGAUUUGCCAUAUUGGACUACUAACAUGCUUCGCCACAACCUGGAUGUCAUGCAUAUAGAGAAAAAUGUAUUUGAAAAUAUUUUUAAUACUGUGAUGAAUGUUGAAGGGAAGACGAAGGACAAUGCUCAAUCAAGGGAAGAUUUGAAAGAGUACCUUAGGAAGUUAAAAAAUAAUGUGAAAAAUAAAGCCAAAGUGGAAGGUUCCAUAUGCAAUGCAUAUUUAGUUGAAGAAGCAUCGUCAUUCUGCGCUCAUUAUUUUGAACCCCAUGUCAACACAAGGCAUCGAAAGGUUCCACGCAAUGAUGAUACAGUCGAGCAUAUGGAUGAACAUCUAGGGAAUCUAUCAAUUUUCACUCAUUCCGGUAGGCCACUGGGAAAAGGAAAGGUUAGAUAUCUCACAGAACAAGAAUUUCAAGCAGCACAAAUGUACAUCUUGUUGAAUUGUAUAGAAGUAAAACCGUACAUUGACAUUUUUGUUAAUGAGUUACACAUGGCCAAUCCAAAUAUCAAUGAUAAACAAGUUGAUGAGAAACUAGAGCGUGAAUUUGAUAAGUGGUUCAAUAAAUAUGUUCACAAUCCCUCCAACAAUAUAUCAAGCCAGUUUUUAAAGGAUCUAUCAAAGGGUCCAUUAAGAAGUGUUAUGUGCUACAAUAGUUAUGUAGUUAAUGGUUAUAAAUUUCACACUAAAGGUUAUGGUUCGCAUAGGGCAACGAUGAACAGUGGGGUAUGUAUCAAGGGGACUAAUUACAGUACUAAUGAAAGUGACUACUAUGGACAAUUAAUUGAAGUGCUACGAUUGGAGUACCCUGGAUUACCAAUCAAAAGAACUGUAUUGUUUAAAUGUGAUUGGUAUGAACCAUUUGUUCUUGCUAUCCAAGCUGCUCAGGUGAAUUAUUCCAUAUAUCCAAGCUUAAAACGUGACAAGGAUGAUUGGUGGGCUGUGUUCAAAAUCAAAGCGAGAUCUGUUAUUGAUCUUCCUGAGCAAGUGAAUGUCACAACCCCCCCUGCACGGGAAGAACCAUUUCAAGAAGAUGAAAUGGAAGUCCCUUUGAUUCAAAUUGACGAUGAUGAUGAUCAACAACAAUACUUGAAUGAUCAAAACGGUGUACUAGUUGAAAUUAAUGAAGAGGAUGUUGAAGAUGAAGAAGAGCUUGAAUUGGACUCAGAAAGUGAUGAGGAAUGCGAUGAUGUAUAUGAUAGUGAUACUAAUUAG